GGUAACACACCGGGACGCCGGCUGUCAGCCACUUGAAACCAAAAUCAAAAGAAGUCGAGUCUUAGCGGAAAGAAACAGGAAGAAGAAGAAGAAGACGAAGAAGACCAAAUCGGUACCACAAUGACUUCGACCAGGAGACUAGCCAAGGAGCUUGAUGACAUCCGCAAAACUGGGAUAAAACAUUUCCGCAACAUUCAAGUGGAUGAAUCAAAUAUUUUGAACUGGCAAGGGGUCAUUGUUCCUGAUUGUCCUCCAUAUGAUAAAGGAGCAUUUCGUAUUGAGAUCAUCUUCCCCGCGGAGUACCCCUUCAAGCCACCCAAGAUCACUUUCAAGACAAAAAUCUACCACCCCAACAUUGAUGAGAAGGGCCAGGUCUGCCUGUCUAUCAUCAGCGUCGAGAACUGGAAGCCAGCCACAAAAACUGACCAAGUGAUUCAGAAUCUCAUUGCCCUGGUGAACACCCCUCAGCCGGAGCAUCCGCUGAGGGCCGACCUGGCAGAGGAAUACAGUAAAGACCGUGCGAAAUUCAUGAAGAAUGCUGAGGAGUUUACAAAGAAACACAGUGAAAAACGACCUAUUGACUGACGACACAACACUGACGCUCACGGCUGUUGGCCUCCUUUCUGUUUCCUGUUCAAAGAGCUCACCCUGACUCUCUGUUCUUAUCCCCAAACUACACAGAGAUGCCCUGUUCUCGCGUACCUGCAUUGUUUUAGCACUCUCCAACCACUCCUUAAUAGAGGCUUGUGUUUCUGUUUCACUUUGCCAAAAUAAAAAAAAUAAAAAACAGGACUUUUUGGUAAAUAGACAGGCCGUGGCCUCUAGGUGUCAUCUUCUUGGUUGUUUUGACUUCUUUCUACUGAUUUCUUUUUAGAAAAAAUAAGAAAAUUGUCAGAGAUGGCAUCCUGGAAAGUAAAAUAUCAGUAAAACACAAAAAGUGCUGUUCUGCUUACUUAAAUGUUGAGUGUUUUUAUCGGGUUAAUCAUUGGCUUAUGCAGACCUGUUUACAAAUUUUUAGGCUUUGUUUUCAAAAGUUAACUAAAAUGCACAGCAUCUAAUGCUGUUAUUUGUAUGUGUUGUCUCCUUUUCUUUAUUUUCCUUUUUGCUUCUUUUCCCCUUUAAGAUACACUGUACUUUGUGAAAUCUCCUGUUGCAGUACAUGAAAAUUUGUUUUGUUACUGAUGCAGAAGUCCACUUGUAGACACAGAAAUUUAUGAAAAUGCAACAACAUGUGUCCUUUUGAGAUGUUUUUGUAUUUUGAGAUGUUGGGGGGAAAAGUCUGUUAAAAUUAAAAUCCUUCCACCUCUGCUGGCCUCCCAGGAAAGUGCAUACUGUCAGUGAGCAUUAUAUUUGUUAUGCAGAUGGGAAGUCAGAUGUGUUAACGUUUGAUGAACUAUUGUACGUCUGGAUGUCAGACAUAGUUCUACAGACACCUCACAAUUUUUUUUUUCUUAAAUUUUGUUAAUUUACACACCAUUAACACAAAGUUGUUCAGCUCUGCAGAACUAAUGAGAAAAACAGCAACCUUGGCUUUAAAAUUAGAACAUUUUUACCAACUCCUGUUCAUCUACUCAUCACAUGGCUGACAGUAUUUUCACAUUAAGAACAAGAUGUACAAAGCAGUGACUGGUUCAACCUGCAGUAUGUCUGUGAACAGCAGUCAAACAGCUCUAAUUGGCCAUUAGCCAGUUAAUAUAUUCUGAUAGCUGACGAAUCAUUGCACACCAUUACACGUGUAAGGAAUUACAUCCAACUGCAGGUGGAGAACAAGGUCAAUGAAUAAAGAUUUGCGAUGGAUGCUUAA
Messenger RNA from Siniperca chuatsi (mandarin fish), 1804 nucleotides. It is a transcript of the gene ube2l3a, whose product is annotated as ubiquitin-conjugating enzyme E2L 3a. The transcript has 4 exons. The record is from RefSeq and is a predicted model, not a curated record. NCBI's taxonomy places the organism in Eukaryota, Metazoa, Chordata, Actinopteri, Centrarchiformes, Sinipercidae. Bases 121 to 585 code for a protein of 154 amino acids.